CUACACAGCGCUCUACACAGUGCUCUACACAGUGCUCGAAUCACAACCACCACAACCCCGCCAUUCAAGCCCCUCAUAUAAGUUGCGAUUCUUCCUGACCAACAUCCACCACCUCUUCGUCCUUCUAUCCUAUCCUGAAACCCCGCGGGAAUUGCCAAAAUGACCAACCGAAUCAGGACCCUCUCUCCCUCCACCAACAAAGUCAUUUUCGAACAUCCCGGUACCUCUCUCGACCAGGUGCGCGGGAUCGUCCAGGCCUCGCAAGAUGCUUUCCGUACCUUCAAAGAGCUUUGCCUGGAGGAACGUAAGCUUAUUGUCGUCAAGGCCUUGGAUAUAAUCGAUGCCAAUAAGGAAACUCUGGCUCAGGAGCUCAGCCUGCAAAUGGGUCGUCCGAUUUCCUACACUGCCGGCGAAAUCACCACCAUGCGCAAGCGUGCCGACUACUUGCUCGGCAUUGCAGACGAUAGCCUCAAGACUAUCCCAGGCCAGCCAGAGGGUGGAUUCAAGAGAUUUGUCAAAAAGGAGCCCGUUGGUCCGGUGUUGCUUGCCACAGCGUGGAAUUACCCCUACUUGAUCACGAUUAAUGCUCUCGUCCCUGCCCUGCUCGCCGGAAACUCUGUCAUCCUCCGUCCCUCCCCGCAAACCCCCCUUUUUGGGGAGCGUCUCGUCUCAUACUUCAACCAAGCCGGCCUCCCGACCAACGUCCUCCAGCUGAUCCACACCGGCUCGCUAGAUGUUCUCGAUGAGAUCGCCAAGCUUCCCCAGAUCAAGCUGGUCUCGUUUGUGGGCUCAACCGCUGGAGGGAUCCGUCUCCGCCAGGCAACGGCGAGCAGGAUAGUUCCCCUGAACCUGGAGCUGGGUGGUAAAGAUCCCGCAUACGUCCGUGCCGAUGCGGAUCUGGCAUACGUCGCCGCGCAGGUCGUGGACGGAGCCGUCUUCAACUCUGGCCAGAGCUGUUGCUCCAUCGAGCGUGUUUAUGUGCAUGCUGAUGUCCACGAUGCGUUUGUGGCCGAGGUGCAGAAGGAGCUACAGACUUACAAACUCGGAAACCCCAUGGACAGAACCACCACCACCGGCCCCGUGAUCUCGCAACAAGCCGUCAAAAAUAUCCAGGCCCAGAUUGCCGACGCCCUUGCCAAGGGUGCUGUCGACGCAACCCCCCACAACGCGACGUUCGACGCCCCCCCGCCGGACGGAAACUACCUGGCCCCGAAAGUCCUGACGAAUGUCUCGCACGAGAUGCUGGUGAUGCGCGAGGAGACUUUCGGCCCUGUCCUUCCCAUUAUGAAGGUCUCCGGGGACGACGAAGCGGUCGCACGGAUGAACAGCAGCGACUACGGACUAACGGCCAGCGUAUGGACCAAGGAUAUCCAGGCGGGCGAGGCAUUGAUCGAGCGCAUCGAGGCGGGGACAGUUUUUAUUAACCGCUGUGAUUAUCCCAGUCCGGACCUUGCGUGGAUCGGGUGGAAGAACUCCGGCAUGGGCUGUUCAUUGGGACCACAGGGAUUCGAUGCAUUUUACAAGUUGAAGAGCUUCCAUAUCCGAGAGAAGCAGGGUUAGCACAUGAAUAUAUAUCCCUCUUUCCUUGUGUAUAGAUUCCUAGCUUUCCUGCCUAAUAAUAAUCCUCAAGGUCCGUCGAACAGAAUGGAAUAUAUUACUGUAUGUAGAGAAGCGCGCUCCGGAACCGCGGAGGGAAUCUUACAUAUCAAUGGAACUCCACCAAAUCAUGUCAACACAAGGAUCCACUGGAACUGGAAAUGAUUGUAUUAGUUAACUAUCUUUAAUA
Molecule: messenger RNA, 1786 nt
Organism: Aspergillus ochraceoroseus IBT 24754
Lineage: Eukaryota; Fungi; Ascomycota; Eurotiomycetes; Eurotiales; Aspergillaceae
Product: aldehyde dehydrogenase family protein
Exons: 4
Coding region: 160-1560 (466 amino acids)
Molecular function (GO): aldehyde dehydrogenase (NAD+) activity
Source: RefSeq, a predicted model, not a curated record